Molecule: messenger RNA, 1462 nt
Organism: Harmonia axyridis
Lineage: Eukaryota; Metazoa; Arthropoda; Insecta; Coleoptera; Coccinellidae
Exons: 2
Coding region: 223-1461 (412 amino acids)
Source: RefSeq, a predicted model, not a curated record
UUUCAUUCUGAUCAGAUCAAUUCGGUGUUAUUCUAAGAUUGAAGAACCGUUUUGUUGUGUCAAUAAUAAACACCAAAUUUCACGAAUAAAUAUAAAAUUAUCCUCUUCAAUUCAAACUCGAAAUCAAAUGUCUGAUAAUUGUUCAUAAGACUCAUUGUUUUCCUAAAUGAAACAGUGCGCAGUUAAGCAGUGAAGCGUUCAGAGCCACGAAGUACAUUUAAUAUGUCUAUCGUUAACGCUCAGUCCCUCCUAUGUGAUAUUUUGAAACAAAUGAUGAAAGAGAAAAAAAUUGAACAUUACAAAUUCAACAUCGAUGGUGAUUCCAACAACUCAGAUGGAUACAUGGGAGAAAUAGUAUUCUUUCACGUGAUAUUGGAUAAUAAUGAACGACUCAAUUUAGUAUUGAAAUCUGCAAAACCCCAUGAAACUCUUAAAAAGAUUCUUGCCUCGGAUAUUCUCUACAAUAGAGAAUUUCUUAUGUACACCAAAGUUUUUCCCGAGUUGGAAAACUUCACGAAGAGUAAAAAUGUUCAGGACAUGGCCACAUUUAUACCGAAAGUUUGGUUUGCUGAAAAACACUCAGAUCAAGUGAAUAUCGUUCUGGAGAACCUGAAAGUACAAAAUUUCAAUAUUUGUGACAGAAAAAAGCCUAUGGAUUCAUCUCAUAUGCGAAUACUUUUCGAUACUUACGGAAAAUGGCAUGCAAUAUCAAUGGCUUUCAGAGAUCAACAUCCAGAAAAAUUUUCAAGUCUAGUUGAAAAUUGGGUAGAUCCCAGAUUAAAGUUAAUCAAAAGUCUCGGUUUGGUGAAAUAUCAUGGUAUAGAUUUAUCAGUCGUGAAAAAUAUGUCGAUUGAGCGAAAAAGAUUUGAUGUAGUGAAAGUAUUGGAGAGUAUUGAAGAUCAAAUGGAAGAUAUUUUAUUCAGGAAGAAUUCAGAAGAUGAAGAUUUGCUGAUUAUAAGUCAUGGAGAUAAUUGGUGCACUAACUAUAUGUUUAAAUAUAAGGAGAGCGAAGGGACGUCUACGCCAAAUGAAGUUUUCUUCUUAGAUUUCCAAUUUUCAAGACUAGACUCUCCUGCUCUGGAACUUAGCAGUACACUUUACAACAUGGGAGAUAAAGAAACCUUCAAAGAUUUUGAUAACCUUCUCAAUAUCUACUACAAAUCUUUUUCGAAAACUAUGAAAUUAUUGGGAAGUAAUCCUGCUGAAUUAUUCACCAUGGAUGACCUCAAAAGCCAUUGGAGAAGACAUGGUGUGUAUACUGUUUUAUACGUCUUCAUUUUCCUACGUAUUGCGCUAUGUGAUGCGGAUGACGCUCCAGAUCUAAUCAAAAUGGCUGAAGAUGGGACAGAUUUUGAGGGUUCCUUUUCGUUUCAGACAAAAAAUAUGGAGAUUUUUUGGGAAAGAGCCUAUGAUAUUUUUGUACAUUAUGCAGAGUUUAUAAAUAAACUUUCACCUAAAUGAG